AUGGCUUUGGGUCCUCACUCCACAUCAACAGCUGUCAACACUGAGGACCAGCUGAUGGAGGCUGGGCAAGACAUUCCUCACCCCCACUUCACCAGCUCCUGCCCGCAGCCUGAUUCCCGAGGCAAGGAGGAGCCUCGCCUGUCUUGGCUGGAAAACUCUGGAGUUGGCUUCUCCUUGGAUUAUCCCACCAUAAGUUUGCAUGCAGUCUCCAGGGACCUGACUGCCUACCCGUGGGAGCACUUGUACGUCAUGGUGAACGCCAGGUUCGAAGAAGAGGAGACAAAAGAGGCUCCCAUGGCUGAAGGGGAGGAGAAGGAAGACAGCGACGACGAUGCUGCACCGAUUUCAGAAUUCAGAUUUGUGCCUAGCGACAAAUCAGCCUUGGAAGCCAUGUUUUCGGCGAUGUGUGAAUGCCAGGCUCUGCACCCAGACCCAGAGGAUGAAGAUUCAGACAACGAUUACGAAGGGGACGAGUACGAUGUGGAGGCCCACGAGCUGGAGCAAGGUGACAUCCCGACCUUCUACACGUACGAGGAGGGGUUGUCCCACCUCACUGCAGAAGGCCAGGCCACCCUGGAGCGGCUGGAAGGCAUGUUAGCCCAGUCCAUCAGCAGCCAGUACAACAUGGCUGGAGUCAGGACAGAAGACUCCAUCAGGGAGUUUGAAGACGGGAUGGAGGUGGACAUGGCGCCGGUGGUCGCGGGGCAGUUUGAAGACGCGGAGGUCGAUCACUGA
Merops nubicus (carmine bee-eater) is the source of this 735-nucleotide messenger RNA. RefSeq names its product chloride channel, nucleotide-sensitive, 1A (gene CLNS1A). The coding region runs from base 1 to 735 and encodes 244 amino acids. Gene Ontology annotation, biological process: mRNA cis splicing, via spliceosome; cell volume homeostasis; chloride transport. Gene Ontology annotation, cellular component: plasma membrane; pICln-Sm protein complex; spliceosomal complex. The record is from RefSeq and is a predicted model, not a curated record. The transcript is spliced from 6 exons. Lineage: Eukaryota; Metazoa; Chordata; Aves; Coraciiformes; Meropidae.